Messenger RNA from Podospora anserina S mat+, 357 nucleotides. RefSeq lists its product as uncharacterized. The record is from RefSeq and is a predicted model, not a curated record. The transcript is spliced from 2 exons. Lineage: Eukaryota; Fungi; Ascomycota; Sordariomycetes; Sordariales; Podosporaceae. The coding region runs from base 1 to 357 and encodes 118 amino acids.
AUGAAGGCUUCAACUCUCUUUAGCGCCUUUGCCGCUCUGGCAAGUCUUGUUGCUGCCGCCCCCGCCCCAGGUGUUUCUCCUGUCGCCAAUGCCGCACGCGGUCUUGAACCUUCACCGCCCCCUUUGUCGUAUGAAAAGGUCACUCCCAUCACCGAUGUUGAUGAAGUUGCCGCUGUCAAGAGGGAGAUUGAGGCUCGCCAGGGUGUCUAUGUGACUGUCCACAUCUACUGGGGCGGAACCAGCGCAUAUAUCAGCCCAGUCAAUCGCGGAGCCUGUGCUGACUUGGUCCCCGCCUGGAAAAACGUCAUCUCGUCCUUCGGACCAGACUCACCCCUUGUGUGCUGGAUCUACGAGUAA